Messenger RNA from Phragmites australis (common reed), 2954 nucleotides. RefSeq names its product ATP-dependent zinc metalloprotease FTSH 9, chloroplastic/mitochondrial-like. The transcript has 17 exons. Gene Ontology annotation, molecular function: ATP-dependent peptidase activity; ATP binding; ATP hydrolysis activity. Gene Ontology annotation, biological process: proteolysis. Bases 192 to 2447 code for a protein of 751 amino acids. The record is from RefSeq and is a predicted model, not a curated record. Gene Ontology annotation, cellular component: chloroplast thylakoid; membrane. Lineage: Eukaryota; Viridiplantae; Streptophyta; Magnoliopsida; Poales; Poaceae.
CCUGACUUUGGCUUGGAGGUUCCUUGCUUGUGCCGGAAUGCCAGUGCCGGAAUGGGACCUGGCCGAUCUGGACCGGAGCGCCUCCUGGUCUAUCCUACCAGUCGCCGACGGUCCCCGUCCCGUCGCCUCGCCUCGCAGUUCCCACCGCCCGCGGCCGUGCUCGCGCCUCCCCGCCUCCCGCCGUCGGCGUCAUGAGCGCGCUCCAAGCCUCCCUCCUCCUCCGCCCUCUCCCCUCGCCCCUGCCCGCGCGGCGCCGGCUGCCGCUCCCCUCCGCCUCCGCCUCCUUCCCCCGCGCGCCCCCGCACAGCCGCGCCCUGCUCUGCCUCCGCGCAUUGCCCCCCGGAGCGCCGCAGCCCGCCGCCCCCGAGCCGCCCGCAGCUGAGGCGGCGGCGCCCGCGGCGAAGGGCGGGAAGGAGGAGCUGGAGGACCUGGUGGAGAAGGCUAGGGCUUGGGCCGUGGCGUUCGCUGCCGCGGUCGUGGCCGCGGCGAGGAGAUUUGUCGACUGGGUGGUGUCCGGGGACUGGAUGAGCUGGUGGCCCUUCUGGAGGUCCGACCGGCGACUGCAGCGGCUGAUCGACGAGGCGGACGCCAAUCCCAUGGACGCCGCCAAGCAGAGCGCGCUUCUCCAUGAGCUCAACAUGUUCAGCCCUGAAGAUGUCAUCAAAAGGUUUGAGCAAAGAAGCCAUGCUGUGGAUAGCAAGGGGGUUGCAGAGUACCUUCGAGCGCUUAUUCUCACCAACGCAAUAGCUGAUUACCUUCCAGAUGAACAGUCUGGGAGGUCUGCAAGUCUGCCAGCCCUGUUGCAAGAAUUGAAGCAACGUGUAUCUGGGAAUGAGAACAAGCCUUUCUUGAACCCUGGGAUAUCAGAAAAGCAACCGUUACAUGUAGUAAUGGUUGACCCCAAAGCUACAGGUAGAUCAACACGCUUUGCUCAAGAGAUCUUCUCGACUAUCUUGUUCACAAUCGCUGUCGGAGUAAUGUGGGUAAUGGGUGCUGCUGCGCUUCAAAAGUAUAUUGGUAGCUUAGGUGGAGGUGGGGCAUCUGGUGUUGGUUCUAGUUCAUCAUAUUCUCCAAAAGAAUUGAAUCAGGAUAUCAUGCCAGAGAAGAACACCAAGACAUUUAAAGAUGUCAAAGGCUGUGAUGACGCAAAGAAAGAACUUAAGGAGGUAGUCGAGUAUCUCAAAAACCCUGGAAAGUUCACUCGCCUUGGUGGAAAGCUACCAAAGGGAAUACUCUUGACUGGAGCUCCAGGAACUGGGAAGACACUGCUUGCGAAGGCUAUUGCUGGAGAAGCCGGUGUACCAUUCUUUUACCGAGCAGGUUCUGAAUUUGAGGAAAUGUUUGUUGGUGUUGGUGCUCGGAGAGUGAGGUCCUUGUUUCAAGCUGCUAAGAAAAAGGCACCAUGCAUUGUCUUCAUUGAUGAAAUAGAUGCUGUGGGUUCAACCAGAAAACAGUGGGAAGGGCAUACAAAGAAAACAUUACAUCAACUUCUUGUUGAGAUGGACGGUUUUGAACAAAAUGAGGGAAUAAUAGUAAUGGCUGCAACAAACUUGCCUGAGAUUCUUGAUCCAGCACUCACAAGACCUGGUAGAUUUGAUAGGCAUAUUGUUGUCCCAAGCCCUGAUGUGCAUGGUCGCCAAGAGAUUCUAGAGCUCUAUUUGCAAGACAAGCCGGUGGCCAGUGAUGUGGAUGUCAAUGCAAUUGCCCGUAGUACCCCUGGCUUUAACGGGGCUGACCUGGCAAACCUGGUAAACAUUGCAGCAAUUAAGGCUGCAGUUGAAGGUGCUGACAAGUUGACUGCCGCGCAGUUGGAGUUUGCUAAAGAUCGUAUUAUUAUGGGAACUGAGAGGAAAUCAAUGUUCAUAUCUGAUGAAUCAAGAAAGCUUACUUCAUACCAUGAAAGUGGACAUGCUAUUGUUGCACUAAACACCAAGGGUGCUCAUCCCAUUCACAAGGCAACUAUCCUCCCUCGUGGGUCUGCACUCGGAAUGGUCACACAGCUCCCCUCACAGGAUGAGACCUCUAUUAGCAAAAAACAACUUCUGGCACGUCUUGAUGUUUGCAUGGGUGGGAGGGCUGCCGAAGAGCUCAUCUUUGGGAAAGAUAAUGUUACAACUGGGGCAAGAAAUGAUCUUCUUACUGCAACAGAGCUUGCUCAGUACAUGGUAUCAAACUGUGGGAUGAGUGAUGCUAUUGGUCCUGUGCAUGUGAAAGAACGGCCCAGUGUAGAGAUGCAAUCAAGGAUAGAUGCUGAGGUGGUGAAACUCCUAAGAGAAGCUUAUGAGCGGGUCAAGUGUUUACUUAAGAAGCAUGAGAAGCAAUUACACGCUUUAGCAAAUGCCUUGCUGGAGCGUGAAACACUCACUGCAGAUGAGAUCAAGAAAGUAGUUCAUCCGUACCAAGAAGAACCCCAGCUUUCCUUCCAAGAUGAGUUUGCCCUCAUUUAAAAGAUUCUUUUGUUGCUUCAAGACAGUAGUCACCGGCUGUGAAUUGUAAAUCCAUGUACAGUCAGUGGCGCCGAGAUAAAGCAUGGGAGUUCUUUCAGUUCUCUCCUGUAAAAUGGGGCGCAACACACAUGUUGCAUUUUCUUCUCGGCACCAUUUGGCGAACAGACUUGAAAUCAGAAGAUGAGAAGAUUGUUGCAGAGGCUGAUGCAUGCUUAUUGAUAAUUGCUGUGAUGGAAGACCGCCAUGGAGCGCGCCAAGAUUUGGGUUGCAAAGUCCUUCAUACUUUUGAUUUAGCUAGGAGAGAAAUAUAGGUGUAACAUUGCAUAUUCUGAAUGCUAGGUUUCUGGUUAGGCUGACAUGUUUUUACCACGUUCAUUUUACCUUUUUCUUGACAUUUGUUGUAAGGAAACCGUACAUAUAACGGCUGGUUCUGAGGUGAAACAAUACACCGGCAUGUAUUCAUAUUGCUAACAUACUACUUCUUUCUCUUUUAUUCGUUGUUUAGAA